Oryza sativa Japonica Group (Japanese rice) is the source of this 1474-nucleotide messenger RNA. The record is from RefSeq and is a predicted model, not a curated record. NCBI's taxonomy places the organism in Eukaryota, Viridiplantae, Streptophyta, Magnoliopsida, Poales, Poaceae.
AAUGCAGUUCAUCACAACCAAAAGCGUUCAUCAAGAAGUCAAGCAGAGCAAAGUUCAGAAGCAAGCAAGAGAGAGGCAGAAGCGUUGAGAAAGGCCGAGGCGAGAUGGUCAACCAAGCCGCGAUGCCGCUGCUGACACCGUACAAGCAGGCUGGCGGCAAGAUCGAUCUCUCCCACCGUGUGCUGCUCUCGCCGAUGACGCGGUGCCGAUCCUACGGCAACGUGCCGCAGCCGCACGCGGCGCUGUACUACACGCAGCGCGCCACCAGCGGCGGCCUCCUCAUCACGGAGGCCACCGGCGUCUCCGACACCGCGCAGGGCUACCCGGAGACACCCGGCGUCUGGACGCGGGAGCACGUCGAGGCGUGGAAGCCCAUCGUCGACGCCGUCCACCGCAAGGGCGCCCUCUUCAUCUGCCAGCUCUGGCACGUCGGGAGAGUCUCCACCAACGACUACCAGCCAAAUGGGCAGGCACCGAUCUCAAGCUCCGACAUACAGAUCACACCGGACGGUUCAGGGAUCGUGUACUCCAAGCCUCGCCGGCUGCGGGUCGACGAGAUCCCUCAGAUCGUCGACGACUUCAGGCUCGCCGCGCGGAACGCCAUCGAGGCCGGGUUCGACGGCGUGGAGAUCCACGGCGCCAACGGCUACCUCCUCGAGCAGUUCAUGAAGGACAGCUCCAACGACCGCACCGACGAGUACGGCGGCAGCCUCGAGAACCGGUGCCGCUUCGCCGUCGAGGUGAUCGACGCCGUCGUCGGCGAGAUCGGCGCCCACCGCGUCGGCAUCAGGCUGUCGCCGUUCCUGGACUUCAUGGACUGCGUCGACUCCGACCCGGAGGCUCUCGGCUCGUACAUGGUGGAGCAGCUCAACAAGCACGAGGGUUUCCUCUACUGCCACAUGGUGGAGCCUCGCAUGGCCAUCGUCGACGGCCGCCGGCAGAUUCAGCACGGCCUGCUGCCAUUCAGGAAAGCUUUCAAGGGCACGUUCAUCGCCGCCGGUGGGUAUGACCGGGAGGAAGGCAACAAGGUGAUCGAAAAUGGCUACACUGAUCUUGUCUCCUUUGGAAGGCUUUUCUUGGCGAACCCUGACUUGCCUAAGAGGUUCGAGCUUGAUGCGCCAUUGAACAAGUAUGAUCGCAACACCUUCUACACUCAAGACCCAAUUGUUGGAUACACGGACUACCCUUUCCUCGAUGAGGAUCAGAACAACUCGGUUGCUGAUGCUUAGAUUUUGUGCUAUUUUAGUUGUUGGUUCUAUAUAUCCACAAUAAUAAUGUGCACGAUUCAUGUAAACAGUGUUAGUAUAUGCCUGCGUGCAAGAUGUCAUUUUCUUCUCUCUUUUUUGAUGGUUUAUGUCUGCAACUAAUUCAUUUUGAUAUUUGAUUAGUUAUGCAUCCAAAUAUAUUGGGAUUAAUAAACGCAGAUGUAUUCACACCACAUGAGAAAUAUAUGUGUUCUUUUGUAAUUUUAUAA